AUCAAUAUUAUGAAAAAAAAUAUCCACAUUCCAUUGGAAACUAUAAUAAAAAUAUAUAAUUGAUGAAUGAUACCUGAGCCAUUUAUGUCAACAACACGCGUAUCAACACCGUUAUAAGAUUUUCAACGACAAAUAUCAAUUGUCAUCAUCAUUAUCAUCAUAAAUCAUAAAUCAUUGAUUAAAAAAAAACGAUUAAAUUUUGUUUCUUCAUUCUGUAAUAUGAGAAUUCAUCAAACUUUGUAGAUUUGUAUUGUUCUAAUUUUUAUUUUCAUUCAUUCUAACGUCGAAUGGAAAAUCGUAAUGAUUCAUUCAUUUCAUCAUCAUCAUUAUCGUCAUUCAGAAUAAAAAUCAAAUAAAUUCAUUUUUCAUUAUCAAUUUAGAAAUGAAAAAAUUCUUGAAAAACAUUAUGGAUUAUAUUUUUGUGGCUAAUAUUGCUGAUGAUGAUGGUGGUGGUGGUGGUGUUGGUGGUGGUAUUAACACUAAUGAUGAUGAUAAUAAUGUCAACAUUAAUCUUCAUACAGUCAUGAACAAUGUUAUCAUCAACAACAAUAAUAAUAAUAAUAAUAAUAAUAAUAACGAAUAUGAUGAUGGCAACUUUGAUCAAACAACAUUUAUGUUUAAUUUUUUAUAUUAUUUUUUCAUUGGUUUAUUAAUAUCUUUGAUAUUGGCUUCAUUGGGCAUAUCAGUUGGUUUUCGUAAGCUUUAUGUAAAAUUAUUAUUGAAAAUAUUCGAUUUUGGUAAACAAAGAAUUGAAAGUGAAUUGAUAAAGAAUAAAAAAUUAACUAAUCAAUCAAUAAACGAAGAUGAUAAUGAUGAUGUUGAUGAUGAUGAUGAUCAACAAGAUCAACAAGAACAAGAUACAUUGAUCGAUAAUUUAAUGGAUUAUGAGAAAAAAGAUUUCCAUUUGGAUGAUAUUUGUCUUUUGAUUAAAAAUGGUAUACAGGCCAUUGUUGAUGAUGAAGUAACAAAACGUUUUGAUACUGAAGAACUUCCAUCAUGGAAUUUGCUCACACGUACGAACAAAAAAUAUACACAUCUAUCAUUACGUUUAACAAUAUUAUGGGGUAUUGGUUGUAUUAUUCGUUAUUUUAUAUUAUGGCCAACAAGAAUUAUUGUUACAAUAAUCAGUGUAUUAUUCUUGAUCAUAUGUACUGGUCUGAUUGGUUGUCUGCCUGAUAGUGAUUUUAAACGUACAAUCUAUUGUAAUGCAAGUCUUGUUUGUUUCCGUAUUAUAUCACGUGCAUUUUCGGGUAUUAUUACAUUUCAUGAUCGUCAUAAUAUGGCCAAACCAGGUGGUAUAACAGUGGCCAAUCAUACUAGUCCAAUUGAUGUAGCCGUAUUAGCAUGCGAUAAUUGUUAUGCAUUAGUUGGCCAAAAACAAGGUGGCUUUCUUGGCAUGUUACAAGGCGCAUUACAACGUGCAUCAAAUCACAUUUGGUUUGAUCGUUUUGAAAUCAAAGACAAACAAUUGGUUGUCAAACGUCUAAAUAUGUAUAUUAAUGAUCCAAAAAAUCUACCAAUAUUAAUAUUUCCCGAAGGUACUUGUAUUAAUAAUUCGGCUGUGAUGAUGUUUAAAAAAGGUUCAUUCGAAAUUGCCAACAUUGUUUAUCCGGUCGCCAUUAAGUAUGAUUCACGUUUUGGUGAUCCAUUCUGGAACAGCAGUAAACAUGGCUAUAUGUAUUAUUUAAUGUUAAUGAUGACUAGCUGGGCAAUCGUCUGUGAUGUUUGGUAUUUACCACCGAUGACUAAAAAGCCCGAAGAAAGUGCCAUUGAUUUUGCCAAUCGUGUUAAAUCUGAAAUAGCCAAACGUGGUGGCCUUGUCGAUCUACAAUGGGAUGGCCAAUUGAAACGUUUUAAUGUUAAAGAUGAAUGGAGAGAAAAACAAAGAGAAGAAUUUAGUAAAAAAAUUAAAUAGUCAUGAUGAUGAUGAUGAUGAUUACGAUCUCUUUUAUUCAACCAUGGAGGCGAAGAACGAAUAAAAAUCAUUUGAUAAAAUUUUCCAUUUUAAUUUGGAAAAUUCAUAAAA
Dermatophagoides farinae (American house dust mite) is the source of this 2026-nucleotide messenger RNA. It is a transcript of the gene Gpat4, whose product is annotated as Glycerol-3-phosphate acyltransferase 4. NCBI's taxonomy places the organism in Eukaryota, Metazoa, Arthropoda, Arachnida, Sarcoptiformes, Pyroglyphidae. Gene Ontology annotation, cellular component: endoplasmic reticulum. The record is from RefSeq and is a predicted model, not a curated record. Gene Ontology annotation, biological process: triglyceride biosynthetic process. Gene Ontology annotation, molecular function: glycerol-3-phosphate O-acyltransferase activity.